UGGCCGCUCUUCCCGCGACGAUCCCUUCCGCCCCUAUUCUGCCGCACAGCCAGUCUAGAAAGGCUUGUCUAGCGGCGGAAGAGUCCGGCGCUGUCCUGAUUGGGAGGGCUCCGUGUGGAAGAGAUGAACAGGACAAAGGUUGAUGAAGAGGAAUAUUGGAACAGCUCCAAGUUCAAGGCUUUCACUUUUGAUGAUGAAGAUGAUGAGCUCUCACAGUUAAAGGAAUCCAAGCGGGCAGUGAAUAGCCUUCGAGACUUCGUGGAUGAUGACGACGACGAUGACCUAGAGAGAGUCAGCUGGAGUGGGGAACCUGUGGGAAGUAUCUCAUGGUCCAUCAAAGAGACUGCUGGUAAUAGUGGGUCAAACCAUGAGGGGCGUGAACAGCUAAAGAGCCGAAACAGCUUCUCCUUUUAUGCACAGCUACCCAAACCUACUUCUACCUACUCCCUGAGCAGCUUUUUUAGAGGGAGAACUAGACUUGGAAGUUUCCAGUCCCUUUCUGAUGCUCUUUCGGACACACCUGCCAAAAGCUAUGCUCCAGAGCUGGGGAGACCCAAGGGGGAGUACAGGGACUACAGCAAUGACUGGAGCCCCAGUGACACGGUGCGACGCCUUCGGAAGGGGAAGGUCUGCUCACUAGAAAGAUUCCGCUCCUUACAGGACAAGCUACAACUCCUGGAAGAAGCAGUAAGCAUGCAUGACGGAAACGUCAUUACUGCAGUUCUGAUAUUCCUAAAGAGGACACUGAGCAAAGAAAUCCUCUUCCGAGAGCUGGAGGUGCGACAAGUUGCCCUGAGACACCUCAUCCACUUCCUGAAGGAGAUAGAAGAUCAAAAGCUGCUUUUAGACCUCUUCAGGUUCCUAGAUAGAACAGAAGAGUUUGCGCUGUCCCAUUAUCGAGAGCACUUAAGCAUUCAGGACCCCGAGAAACGAAAAGAAUUUCUUAAGACCUGCAUCGGUUUGCCAUUUUCAGCAGAAGAUUCUGCACACAUACAAGACCAUUACACGCUCCUGGAACGUCAGAUCAUCAUUGAGGCAAAUGACCGCCGUCUAGAGUCAGCCGGACAGACUGAGAUCUUCCGGAAGCACCCCCGCAAAGCGUCCAUCCUCAACAUGCCACUAGUGACGACCCUUUUCUACUCCUGCUUCUACCACUACACGGAGCCCGAGGGUACAUUCAGCAGUCCCGUCAACCUGAAGAAGACAUUUAAGAUCCCAGAUAAACAGUAUGUGCUGACUGCCCUGGCUGCCCGUGCCAAGCUUCGAGCCUGGCAUGACGUAGAUGCCCUCUUUACCACAAAGAACUGGCUGGGUUACACCAAGAAGAGAGCACCCAUUGGCUUCCAUCGGGUUGUGGAAAUUCUUCACAAGAACAGUGCCCCUGUCCAGAUAUUACAGGAGUAUGUCAAUCUCGUGGAAGAUGUGGACACAAAGUUGAACUUAGCUACCAAGUUCAAGUGCCACGAUGUCGUCAUUGAUACUUGCCGGGACCUGAAGGACCGCCAGCAGUUGCUAGCAUACAGGAGUAAGGUGGACAAAGGAUCUGCAGAGGAGGAGAAGAUCGAUGCCAUUCUCAACAGCUCGCAAAUUCGGUGGAAGAAUUAAGUGGCAUCAGCUACCCUGAGACGCACCUUGUUUCUUCCCUUCCUGCCUGUGGAAGUAGAGUGCACUCUUCUUUGGGAGAGUUACAGCAGCACACCACUUGG
This is a messenger RNA of Molossus molossus (Pallas's mastiff bat), 1706 nucleotides long. RefSeq names its product VPS33B interacting protein, apical-basolateral polarity regulator, spe-39 homolog (gene VIPAS39). The record is from RefSeq and is a predicted model, not a curated record. Gene Ontology annotation, biological process: intracellular protein transport; vacuolar transport. The coding region runs from base 124 to 1605 and encodes 493 amino acids. The transcript is spliced from 20 exons. Lineage: Eukaryota; Metazoa; Chordata; Mammalia; Chiroptera; Molossidae. Gene Ontology annotation, cellular component: cytoplasm.